Molecule: messenger RNA, 1620 nt
Organism: Arabidopsis lyrata subsp. lyrata
Lineage: Eukaryota; Viridiplantae; Streptophyta; Magnoliopsida; Brassicales; Brassicaceae
Exons: 5
Coding region: 94-1491 (465 amino acids)
Source: RefSeq, a predicted model, not a curated record
AUAGUUGUGUGCUUCCACUGUGUAUUGACAUCAUAUAUAUUGUUUUGAUUUGAAGCAGAACUUGCAUUGAUAUUGCUUCGGAAAUAAGAGAGUAUGGAGAGUCGCCAUAGGCUUUUGUUGCUCGCAUGUAUAUCAAAUUUGGCUAUUAUUCACCUUGUUCAAGCUCAAGAUCAAAAUGGUAUAAGCAUUGACUGUGGAACAACGGGAUCCUACGUGGACUCCAACAACGUAACAUGGGUCGGAGAUAAUGGCUUUGUCACCACCGGCGAAUCCAUUAAUAUUACGGACGUCACCACAAAGCCGAUCAACACUCUCCGGUAUUUUCCAACCGGUCAAACAAACUGCUACACCAACAUUCCGGCGACAAAAGACCAGAAAACCCUUGUGAGGACGAAGUUUUACUAUGAGAACUAUGACGACAAGUUCUCGCCGCCAUCUUUCGACAUAGUUUAUGACGGGAAACACCGUGAUUCUAUUGAAAUUACUGAAUCAUUACUCAACGACGAGGACACAUUCUAUUUCUCUGAGGUGAUAUUUGCUCCGGCGAAUGAGAAUAUCAGCGUUUGCCUCCUCCGUACUUCUCCGUCCGAUAACCCUUUUAUAUCUUCCAUUGAAGUUUACAGCUUCGAUGCCGGCAUGUACGAAGAUGUUGGUCCUGAAGAAGGUCUCAUUCUCUAUGAAAGAAUUACGUACGGUGCCAAAAAGCUUAUAAGCUACCCGUCAGAUCCUUACGGUAGGCUAUGGUCUCCGUCAGGGUCCGAAGACAACACCGCACUGACCGAUCUAACAACCUCAGCCCCAUCGAUAGACAUCACCGGGGCGUCAAACAAGCCGCCAGAGAUUGUUAUGUCGAAGGCAUUGUCAGGAGAUGGCUUAAUCAUCUCCGGCCUGCCUCUCCCCUCAACUGCUGUAUUGGUAUACUUGGCUCUUUACUUCUCGGAGCCUCAGAGUCUAGGUCGGACCCAGAAACGAUCGUUCAACAUUUUCUUGGACAACAUGCAAGUGGGUUCACAUCCCAUCGUACCGGUUUUUGGGAAAGCUACUCAACUCGUUUUGAGAGAUGUAGAGGCCACUUCGGAGUCCCAGAUAGUCUUUAAGUCUACGGAUGACUCGGUUUUGCCAACCAUCAUCAAUGGUUUGGAGCUAUAUUCAAUAAGUAACAACCAGCACGGUGGAAGCGGAGGCCAAAGCGGUGGUGGUGGUGGGGGCCAAAGCGGUGGUGGUAAUAAUGGUGGGAGCAAAGUAGGAAAGAAAAAGAACAACUUACCACUCAUUUUGGGAGUUACGUUCGCCUCCGUGUUCGUUGUUUUCUGGUCAGCGUUCGUGGUUAAUAUUUUGAGAAAGCGUCAAAAUGCGAAGCCAGAGUCCAACACAGCACCAUCUACGUCCACAGAGCAUGGAAUAGGAACAGGAGAGUCACCUCUAUUUGGACAACAAACGGCCAGCGACACGAAUGAUUCGUAUGUUGUUCAAGAUGAAUAUCGAAACUAGUUGUGGGCGAGCUAGAUCCAUGUGUUAUUCUACACCUUUUUGUCUUUUUUAUGAUUCUAUUUUUUUUUUUUGAAUCAAUGUAAAAUUAAUUAAAAAAGUCCUUUGUUACAAUAUAUACAUCUUUGAGCU